AUUCUACGAACGCACAUCCCGAGGCAGUGAAAAAUAUUGCAACAAGUAGCUAGUUCGUUUAUGAUCUUUGGCUCGCACGCUAUGCGGCUCAGCACGCCGUUACCGGUAUGGUGUUGUUAUGGCGGAAACCUACGAUCAUGCGCUCAGUAAACAUCGGUAGACACCGCGACUGAGCCCUUGUAUAAGAACGAGCCGAAACCGAGCCUUCAUAAUUCUUCAUAUCCCACUAUACAUGGCUAGAAUUUCACAUAUAAUUCAUCGUUAAAAGUCACGGCCCAUGAACCACAUCCCCGCAGGUGACUCGAAAAACCAGAGCGAGGACAAUGUCCCCACCUCAGGGACGCUAAUACCAUUCGUUGCGACAUUUGGCGGCGUCGUCGGCUUUUUUGGGCUACAUGGUAAAAUCACGAUACCACCAUCACCAACCUCAGAGAGACAUCGAGGCCGCGAAGAGCAAAACGAAGGUUAGAGUUGAUCUGCAGACGCUGAAUCGCGUAAUCCCAUCACGAAAAUACGAGGCGGUGAAGGCGUUAAAGGAGCAGGCAACCCGGACUUCAACGCAGCCCAGUUCGGCUGAAGUCUGUGCCAUAUGCCUAGAAGUGCUCGUAGACCAGGACUAUGUCCGACGAUUGAGAUGUAAACAUAUCUUCCACACGAGUUGCAUCGACCAUUGGUUCCGGAAACACCAUGUCGACUGCCCACUAUGCAAGUCGAUAUUCAUUCCAAACAGGGGCGACAAUCCAGAAGACGUCCAUUAGGUGAAGUUCCAUCAUUGAGGUUCUAGAGGCGUGUUCAAGCGGAGAAGACAUCAGGUAGCGAAUUUUUUAUGAGGAAGGU
Molecule: messenger RNA, 837 nt
Organism: Ilyonectria robusta
Lineage: Eukaryota; Fungi; Ascomycota; Sordariomycetes; Hypocreales; Nectriaceae
Exons: 3
Coding region: 396-758 (120 amino acids)
Biological process (GO): protein ubiquitination
Source: RefSeq, a predicted model, not a curated record